Molecule: messenger RNA, 498 nt
Organism: Cladophialophora yegresii CBS 114405
Lineage: Eukaryota; Fungi; Ascomycota; Eurotiomycetes; Chaetothyriales; Herpotrichiellaceae
Exons: 3
Coding region: 1-498 (165 amino acids)
Source: RefSeq, a predicted model, not a curated record
AUGGACGACGAGCCUACGCCCUCGGAACGUCAAGCGAUGCGGUCGUAUCGAAGCGACAGUAGCAGCAGCACACCAACUUCCAAGCGCAGCAGCAGACGACAUGGCAUUUUCUCGAGGAAGGCAUACCGCGAUCCGGUUGUCAGUGCAAAAGCUAGGAUCAGUUUCGCCUUUGGUGUUACCUUGUUAGUUGCUCUGAUAAUCUACCUGGUCCUUGCCGGUACAGGUGUCGCGGAGAAUACCAUGUUUCAUGUAAUAUCCAUCCUUUUCCUGUUGACGUUAACGGGAAUCUUUGUCCAUCAACUCCUCCACGCGGACAUGCAAGAGGUCAUCCUAGAACCCGACGACAGCGUGCUCGUAAACCUGCCGAACCCGAGCUCAUCCCAGAGAAGCCGAUUCCAAUACACAUGGCUUCUGACACAGGCUUCGGCCCAGAUGUGGAAGCUCAGCCAAUUAUUCAACAACCUCCGCCUGUGUACGGAAACCUUCGAACCAGCAUGA